CCUGUGGGUCAUGUGACCUAUCAGUAUAUAUAGCUGUGGCGGGUUGUUUUUUAGUUAAAUCAGUGAGGAAAUACAGUGGAAGUGUAUGUACAGAGUAGAGGAGUAGAAGUUUAAUAUUCCGCGGGGCUUUGUACAUUUAGAUACAAACAAGGGGAGGAAAGGAUUAACUUGAAGCAACAAGUUUAUCGCUAUUUAAUGUUUACAAAUUUUCAGAGGAAAAACAUGAUGUUUAAAAAGCCAGGGUAUUGUGGCCACUUCAUACCCAAACGACAAAAAUGGCCCAGAACAAACUGGUCAAGAACAGCUGGAAAUCAUUUUAGCCAAUGGUCAGAGGAAGUCGAAAGGUUAAAUGGCCCAGCUGGACCAGAGCAUUUUGGAAAAGAUGAGAGGUAUCAUGGAAGGUACCAGCAGCAAGGAUAUGGAAAGCACCAUCAAGACGCCUAUCAGCAACCUCGAGACUACAGCUACCAGCAGAACCAGAGAAACUAUUAUCCGGAAAACCGGCAUGAUCAGUUCCGACAACAUUCGUCGCAAUAUAGGAGUCAUUCACCUCAGGAUUCUAGGCAAACUUACCAUGAUAACAAAGAAAAUAAGAACAACCCUUAUCAUCCAGAUUAUUACAAGGCAUCUAAAGAUGAAAUAAUGCGUGGGCAUACUUGGAGUUCACGUGAACAAAGGCGUUCUUAUUCACCAAACAGGUCACAUGAUAACAGAUCACAUGAGAGCUGGUCACAUGAUAGUAGAUCUCGAAGGAGAGAAGAGCACCGGAGAAGACGUUCCCCACAAAGAAAACAUCCAAACAGUCCAAAAUCUGCAAGAGCUCCAAGAAAUUACCGAUCUAGAGUUCGUUCCUCUAGAUCUCCUUCAGGGAGUAGGAAAAGAAGUAGGAAAAAAGAGAGACGAAACAGAUCUAAAUCAUCAUCUUCUGUAGCCUCGGAAUCAUCAGCUGGCUCCGGCAGAGGUGAAAUGUCUCCUAAAAAGAGAAAAAUAAAUGGUUGGGAUCUAACCCCAGAAAGGAAACAUGCACCAGAUAACAGAAGGAAAACACCAAUUUCAGUUAGAAAAGUUGACAAAAAAUUAAAUUUUAAUUCUCGUACUCCAUACAACAGGAGCCGUUUUACUCCGUACAACAGAAGCCGUUUCACAUGGAAGAGACAAGAAACAAAAGAUGAAACGACAGUUGGAGAUCUGACAAUUCCUCCAAUAACGAGUGACGAAUUCAGUCAGCGAAGCGAAGAGGCAGAAAGUAAUGCAGACAAAGAAGAAAGUGACAACAGCAAACUACUCGACAAUAUAGAAACAGAGGGUAAAUAUAAAAUUGGCAACGAUGCUGAAAGCAAAGGAAAAGAAGAGGUGAAAUCAGAAAAAUGUGUAAGUGAACAAAUUACACAGAAUGAAAACACAGCUGCCACAACAGAAUAUGAGGUUAAAAUUGAUCAUAAAGAGGAGAGAAAUGCAUCAAGUGGUGAUAUGAGCAGUGAGUAUUAUGAAAUACGAAAUGUAACCGAAAAUGAUGCUUCAGAAAAUGAGGUUCAACAUAUUCUCAAGAGAAAGGCUUCCAUUGAAGAACGGAAAUCUACAAAAAUUGAAAAAAAAUCAUUUGAGACAAAUAAUAUCAUAGAUGAUGAUAAGGACGAUUCAGAUCACGACAAUACCAUGGAAGAGAUAAAUGCAAACAACUGUUGUAAUGAAGCAUUGAAUUCACUAAGAAAAACCGAAAGUUCUAAAUCUGCUUAUCACAUUAAUCAUACCAAUGACAGAGAAGUAUAUGAUAAUACCGAUGAAAUGACAAAAGAGAAACAGCCAGCAUUUAUUCCUAACAAGACCAUAACCCGAAGAGAAACUCUUCCAAGUACUCCAGUUAUUAAUAAUAAUGAUAAAGAAGUCAAUAAGAAUACGAUAGAGGAUGGUGAAGAAGAAAAGUUUGAACAGAAGAAGAAAAGAACAGUUGAAGAGUUGAAAGAAACCCUUAUUAAAACAAAAAGUAUUGGUAAUGGGAUGAUAGACAAAAUUGUGUCUCUUGUGGCAAGCAAAGCUAAGAACAGCAAUGAAACAGCUCUUAGCAAAAAUAAAACUCAAGAUAAAGACAAGAAAGAAGUUCUGACAAGUGAAAUAGCAACAGAAAAUAAUCAUGAUGAAAAGUUAACAAAAAACAACAAACAAGACCAAAACCCAAAAGAUGGAAACAUUUGGAGAAAGAAAACAAAAUAUGAUGGAAAAAUAGAACCAUCAAAGAGCAAAAAUGAAAAUGACAAUUCAGCAGAGAAAAUACAUAGCAAAACGUCUGUAGCUAAAACUGAACACGAAAAGAUAAGUAAGGAAAAUAGCAAAAUACUUGAAAAUCCUGUUAGAAAGAGCGAUGAUGGAAAUUUGAAAGAACAAACACAGAAUGAAAAGUCAGUGACAUGUAAUAAGAGCGAAGAAGUAUCUAUUGAUAAAUGUAGUAAAAAACAUUCAAAGCAGGAAAUAGUGAAAGGAUGGAAUCCUGAUGUUACCAAACAUGAAAAGGGGAGCCAUUUACGAACACAAAUUAGGUCUGAUGACGUUAAACCAAACUUAACAAAACACAGACAUCAUGAAGGACAGUUUACUUCACGGUGCGUUAUUGAAAAACAAUUUGAUCGACCAGCUAGCCCCGAAUGGAAGGAAUCACCACCUCCUUACACUUCACAGUCAAGUGUACAAAAUAAGAACUAUUAUUUCAGUGGUGGGCCAUCAAUGAUCACAGCUAAAGAACAGGAAGGUAAAGCUGAUCUGGUAAAUACAGCUAUUGUAAAAGGAACAGUGAACAGACCUACUGGCGAUAUAUUUAUCCCUCUUGUGAAGCCAUCUGAGAAGAAACGCAGGUUUACUCCAACCUCCCCAGUCCCAGAAUUUAUUGGUGCUGCUGGUACUAAACCAGGACAUACACCGGAAAUAGUGAAGGAAAAAGAGACAAAUCACCUAGCAGAAGUGGAAAAUAAUAUGAAAGGUGUUGGUGUCAAUAGAUGUGCAGAUAAUGCACUUCUCGAAGAAAAGACUGUUACAGGACACAAGCAAUGUUUAUUUGGAAAAAGUGAGAAACGGAUUUCUCAUUUCAACACCAUAGAUAAAAACAAAGUCCCAAAACAUCAAGUUCAAGAUCUUAGAACGAAAUUAAAUAAUCGAUCGCAAUUGAAAAAUGCUGCACCAAAACCAGCAAAACACCCAUUUAAACGAUUUCCAAUAAACAGAAGUUCCAAGUCUAGUCCAUUGAAGGUUCAAAGGAAAGAAGUGAGCUUAGAAAAGGAAAAUACUAUAUCCAAAGAUGUUAAAAGGGCUCGAUCACAUAUUGAGUCAAGUACUGAGACCAAAUUUUCAGAGUCACGAGUUGCAAUGCCUGCAGUUGAUAACACUUAUAGUUCAAAAAGACCUGAUGAGAAAAAAACAUAUGGUGACAAAUCUAAAACUGCAACGAAAAGAAGUAGUGAAGAAAAACAUUCAUAUAAGUAUACAAAUGAGAAAAAGAGAAAACAUGAUGAAAGCAUUGCAGAAAAUAAAAUGAAAAAAAGCGGGAAUGCAGUUAGUUCAGAAAAAAGUGAGAAAUUUAAACAUAUGAAAGUUGAAAACAAGAGUCAAAGAGAAGUGUUGGAAAAGAAUCCAAAACUCCACAAAUCUUAUUCAAGGGAAAGUAUAGAAGAAUUGAAAGUCAAAGAUGAUGGCACUAAAAAGAAUUUAACAAACCAAAACGAACAAAGAGUAAAACAUAAAGAGUUUCAUCGUGAAUCAAAGAAAGAUGAAAAGGUUGACAAAUUACACAAUUUAAAUAAAUCUUUAUCAAGUGUUUCAAAUUCAGAAAAGCCAAAAAGUGAAGAAAUCAAUUGUUUGGACGUUUGUAAAACGUUUGAAACGGAAAACUGCACUAAUGUUAAAGAGUUGACAGGUGUUAAAAAAGACAACGACCAUUCGGAAAUUACUACAAAUUAUUUCAAGAAACAUAACCUGAAAGAAAGAAUGAAAUCAAAAUCGACAUGUUUGAGAAGUGAUAAACAAGUGGAUAAAGAAAUAAAUUCUGAUAAGAAUUUGUCAAAAGAUUACAAAAGAAACAUCUCAACCAAUGAAACAAAAUUGUUGAAUGACACUACUGGUAAUUCUGUAGCUCAUGUAGAUAGUGAAGUUAAAAAGGAUGACGUUCAUCUACAAGGGGACGAAAAAAACAACGCCGACAACAGGAUGACAAAACUCGUUGGUAUCAAAUGUUUAAAUAGCCCCAUAGCUCCCCCGAACCAUUCUAUUGCAGAGAAUGAAAAACAAGAUCCAAUAGAUUUAAAAAAUGAUAAGCAUUUAUCAAAAGAGAACACAAUAACUGAUACCUGGAAGACAAAAUUGGUUGGUGUGAGUUAUAGUAAAAGUGACUUAAAAGCGGAAAAAGCAGCUAAUGAAGCAAUUGAUACACAAUCUAAUAAACAAAGGGAAAUUCACAAUACAUUAACAAAUGAGAAAACAAAUAAUGAUCUCUAUAGUCAGAAUUCCUUCUCAGCUUUGAAAACUGGUAAAGAAAUACAAAGUCAGAAUGUCCCGAAGAAUGAGACAACAAUUAGAGAAAUACAAAUUCAGAAUACCCCUAAAGAUGACAAAACUGAGAGAGAAAUAGGAAUUCAAAAUACACUAAAAGAUGAGAAAUCCAAAAAAGAACAAGCAACCUUAAAAUGCAAGAGAAUUGAUAGAAAAACAGAAACUAGAAAUUGCGCAAAAGAUGAGAAUUCUAAUAAAGAUACAAUAAAUCAGACCGUCUUACAUGAUGAUAAAACUAUUAAAGAAUUAAAUGUUCAGAAUGUCUCAAACUAUGACGAAACAAACAGUGGAAGACAUGUAGAGAAAUUUGAAAAUCAUUUUAACCGGAAAGAGAAUGACUGUGAUUCAAAACACAGUGAUAGUAAGUCUGACUAUGAAUCGGACAUGGAUGAUAUUGAACCAAUAGAAAUGAUUGGUUCAGUCUUUAUGAAUGAUAUUACCAUAGACGAACCUAAUGAAAGCAAUUUGAACAACCGUAUUGACGUUGACAGUAGUGAAACUGACUUUAAAGUUGACUAUUGUGAUGAUACUGUUCUGUUUCAAAGUAAAGAUCCUAAUGAUUUGUCUGAAAAUACUGAUGAAGCUGACAAAGUUAUUGAACCAAAAACUACGAAAGAAGAUCUAUCGGGUGCAGAAAAUGAUUCAAAGAGGCGUUUUAUUUCUGAAUGUUUGAACAGUGACAAUGUCAAUGAAAUUAAUACUGAAAAGGUAGCUGAUAGAAAUAGGCAAACUGAAAAAGGAUAUGAUGAAUUGAUUGAAAAAAAUUUAGAAAGUGAUAAGGUUAUAGACAGUUCACCUGAUAGACAUAAAAAGAACACACCUCGUAAAAGGUUUACAGCUAAGUUGGAAACCUUGGGAAAAUUAAUAGAAGACGAAAAGGAAAUUGAAAAUGAAAAAAUAUUAAAAGAUAGUGAAGAAACAAAGAUUUCAACACAGUAUGUAAAAAAGAAGACGUAUGUAGAAUCAGAGUGUAGUGAUUGUGAAGAUGAUGCAGAAUUGUUUGCUAGUGGUGUCAGCGGUGUUGCCAUUUCCAGUGGUGUUGAAUUAACAGGAAAGGGAGCACUUGGUACUUCUACAACAACAACUACUGAAUGGUUAAAGAAAGCCAAAAGUAACUUAAAGGUUCCAGAACGUUUAAGAAAACCAGAAACACAAAUACAGCCAUAUCACAGUGAUUCAGAUAUAGACAUUAUUCCAGAUAUGCCACAAAGCUGUAAAACAUUCAGCAAAAAAGUAUUUGACGAGGGUUUUGUACUUACUCAUAAAAAGUGGUUGCUAGAUGGUAGUUGCGAAAUAACAACUGCGCAUUUGGUUCCAAAAAGACUGUACAGAACAACAUCUGAAGGAAAUGGGAAGAACCUUGGGAAGUGUCUCCAAUGCCAUAGUUGUGCGAUGUAUUUUACUCCAUUAACUUUUACUGUUCACCAUGAUACAAACAGUAUUGUUGAGCAGAUUGACGUGGAUAGAAGCAAACUGCAGAAGUAUUGUUUGCCUCCAAAGGUGAACAGUGAUGCAUACAAAAUCUUCAGAGAUUUCAAUAUUUACUUCGACAACGAAAGAAGUAAGCGUUAUGAUGCAUCACCUGUCAAAUUACCUCGGACAACAACACCUGCGUUAGAUGAUGGUGUAUAUGAAGAUUUACCAAGUGCUCAGGCAAUCUUGAAACAGGAUGCCUCUCAAACAAUCCCUGAAGAUGUUAUACCUGCAAAGGCAAUGGUGUCACCUUCUAUAUACAGGGAAGGAAUGCCAAGCAACCCCCUAUGCGUACCGAAUUCUAAUCUGUUUGUUACCAAGACAUCAUCCAAACCAGAAGAAGUCAUAGGUCAGAUAUCUUCGAAACAAGGAAACACCACAGUUCAGACAUCAGCUAAACCAGAAAACGUCACUCUUCAAGCAUCUUCUAAACAAGAAAACGCCCCGGUUCGGGCUGUUAGUCAACAAGAAAAUAUUACAAUUCAAACAUCAGCUAAGCCAGAAAACACUACAGUGCAGACAUUAUCUAGACCAGAAAACAGCACCGUGGAAUCUAUUCGUAGUACAUCAAGGUGUGAAGCAUUAUCUAUUAGUUCUAUAGAGAGUACACAAGCUGGCAGUAAGAUGGCCACCAAAGAUUUAAAUUCAGAAAGUAUAAAGACUGUUCAUGAUCAGUCUGCUAAUCGCAGGACAAGUAGGUCACCAGUUGGUGGACAGUUUGCUCCAGUGGAAAAAGUGAAACAGAAAGACCCACAGCUGCCUAGACAACUAAGUGGAAAUGUUGAGACACAGAAUCAGCUUGUCUACACAAGUAGUUCGUAUAUGUAUCAACAAACCAAAUCCUCUCUUUCUACUGCUAAAAUGCCUUCACGAGAAAACCAUGACAGACACAGGGUGCAUGCAUCAAUGGUAAAUAGCAGCCCACCUUCAACGCAACCUCUUGGUAUCCAACAUGGGCAUCUUACCUCUGCACAGCAGUUUCAACCAGGGAAUCGGAUUCAAACUGCCCAAGUUCCGCAACAGAAUUCAAUGCUUCAGUUUCAACAACAAAUGGUUCAAACCAAAAAACAACAAAGAAGACAUUCAUUUGUAGACCAAGGGAUGCACCAGUCUCAGCAGGUUAAACCACGGGGAACAAAGAGGACUGACAGACAAGUAUUACAGCAAGGACAUAAAGGGAUGUAUUAUGACAUGCAGGCCAAUUCAUUGCAACAAAGUCCGGCUUAUCAACAAUCUGUGAAUUACAGUUACCAAAAGGAACAGUCACAUUUUGAUUCAGAUUUCCCACAGAAGGUCCCAGUUCUUGCACAUUUAGGAAAUGUACCAAUGUUCAGUUCUCUGACGGCACCAUUGAUGAACCAGAAUAUAUCGGCAUCGAUGAAUCAGGCACAAGUUGAUGCAAGGUAUCAAACCAAACCACCUGUCAACACAAGUGAUUUUACAGGUGUAUCACUUGCCGUGACACAGUCACAAGGUAUACCUGUUGUUUUAUCUGACUGUGUGCAGACUUCUGAGCAGUCAGCAAGUACUAGUAAUGUAACCACACAGAAUGUAAACUUCGCUAUGGCUCUUGCGCAGAUUGAAAUGCCAGGAGUUCAGGAACCAGUACCACCAAAAAAGAGUACACAGUCGAGGGAAAUGAUUGAAGCAGCAAAAGAAGAAAAGAGAAUAAAGCUCUAUAGAGAAUUGUGUGAUCUAGACAACAUUAACACUGGAGAUGUUGGAGUGGACAUUAUUCUGCACGCACAGAAAAGCGUCCUCAGGGGAAUGUCAUUAAUUGAUCCAGAAAUUUUACGUAAACUUGAGGAAAGAUGCGAUACUAUCCUGCAGCAAGGCCAACAACAGCAGCAACAUUUACUGACAUCUCAAUCCGGCAGAGAAAGGCAAAGCAUAGAAGAAAGAGCAAAAUAUUUGGCACAGUUGAAACGAUAUCCACCACCGUAACAGGACAGAUAUGUAUAUAUAUAUAUAUGCAUUGAUCUCGCAACAGAAAAUGGGAAAAAGUAGUACGUACUUCUUCAUCAAAACAACGUUUACCAAAGAAAGAAAGGGACAUAUGCAGCUUGUAUUGCGUGAGGUAGACAGCAAACUACAGAUUUAGAUGUACAGACGUUCCUUACAGUAGGGAAUUCUCGAUGGUCUCCUAUGUUAGAUGUGUACCUUGCUGAUAUGUAUCUGUCUGGAGGAGCUGUUAAUUCAUAUAUACAGAUUUUAUGUAUAAGAAUCUUUGUGUAUCUUCAUGUACAAUUUUAUCAAGCUGUUACUUUAUGUACAAGUGUAUCAACAUUUUUUAUGUACAAUUGUAUUAAGCUUAUAUUUCAUGUACAAAUGUAUUUAGAUUAUUCUAGGUACAUUUAUUCUUACUGUUAUCACAUGUACAGUUGUAUUAAGUUGAUGUUUCAUGUACAAAAGUAUUUAGAUUAUUUUAGGUACAUUUAUUCUAACUGUUAUAACAUGUACAGCUGUAUCAAGCUGUUAUUCAUGUACACAUGUACGUAUCAAGCUGGUAUUUCAUGUACAAGUAUUUCAGCUGAUAAGGAAGCGUAUAGCUUUCCUGUGAAGGCUUUUGUUUUGAAAAAAGGACAUUUAAAUUAUGUUUAAAUUUAAUGUUAACAGUACUGAGUUUGAUAAUUUUAGUGUUUUUUUUAUUUGUUUAAAAAGUCACAGAAAACAUGUUGUAGUCAGGAAGUAUAGUCUGUACACCAGCUUUACAUUUCUGUUUCAAAACGAUCUUCUCUGCCGGUUGCAUGAAAAACAAUAAUGAUUUUAUAAACUGUGUUCCCCGUAUUUACGCCUAGUCAUGUGUCUUCUAGUUUUGUAAAUAGUCCACCAAAUCAUGAUAAAACCAACCAUAUUGUACAACUGUAUUCAUUUUUUUACAGUUAUGUGUUCAGCUCAAGCUAAACAUAGCUUUAUCAUUAUAAUCAUUGCCGCUUUGCUUACAUUAAAAUUGUAGUAGCCAUACUUAACAUGUUUGCCAGGUGCUAUUCUUGUGUUCUUUUGAAUUUUAUUACGUAAAAAAGCAUAAUAAUUGUUCAAUAUAACCCAGACAUUAGAAGCUUCCUUCUUGAAGAUUUACCCCACCAUCUAAGAACCAGAAAAAAGCAGCAAACCGCUGUAUACACACCAAUAUACGGGUCAGUAAGUUCUACAAAAUGGUUUUUUAUUGCAACUGCUUAUUCUGUGAAUAUUGUACCUUUUUCACGUGCAGUGUUUUCCACAUUAUUGAAGAAGUUAAAUUGAAAACAGGCACAUGUUUUGUAAGCCCACAGGUCACGAUCUUUCACAUUAAUUGUAGAUGUUAGCUGCGGAAAUGAAAUACUGGUGUUGUAUUGGACUACAUUAAGAAAUCUAAUUCAUUGCAACCUGAUGUGUUCAAGUUUACACUUCUUUAUUGAAAUAUUAACACAAUAUAUAAACUGUUGUUUUGUUGUCUUAAUAGUUAAGCUUUCAAAGAAAAAGCUGUUGUAAUUUGAAAUUAUAAACGAAUUGAAUUGAAACGGUUGUAAAUGUGUUGUUACUGGUGAAAAGUUACUUGUUUUUAUUGUUAGUAACUACAUGUAAAUGGUUAUUGGUACAUGGUAGAGCUAUUGUUAAUUAAUAUUUUGCUAUUGGGACAAGGUUAAGAAUGUUUGUUAUAAAUGAAUGUUUACAGCUGUUUAUGAGCAAAUGCCACAUCGCUAGAACAGCUACGACUGUUCACAUACUUCACGUUGUUUAAAGAAAUAAUAUAUCACAUCUUCUGAUUUAUCGUUGAAUAAACAUGGUUUGGAGUUCAUAUGCGAAAGAAUUAUAUCACGAGGGAGUCGUGAUAUAACUGUAUGUAUCUGAACGACAGUAAUGAUUUUGUUGAAGAGCAAAUCACUAAAUGAGAUAUAUUAUUUCGAUUCUAACACGUUACCAAGGAUUCUGAACUACAUACUUGACGACAUCCAUCAAAUAUUUGCCGGUUUUCUGUUGAUUUCUUUUCCAGCGCGCCGCAAUGUUGUUUGACACUACGACGUAAUAAUUGUGACGUCCGAAAAAUGAAUUGUAAAAUAGCACACAAGUUUCAACCUUCUUUGUUUAAUAGGACAAUUUAUCAGGUUGUGUUAGAAUGUGUGAUAAAAAUGCAUUUUCCCAAAGUUGCCGUUGUAAUGAGACAAUGAAGAUUGCUGUUUCAACAGCCGCCGUUAGUUAAUGAUUUUGUCGUCGUUUCAGAUAUCUACUCAAUAUCAAUAUGAUAGAAAAAUAUAAGGAAUAGAUUGUGGUUAUUAAGUAACCUUGUGGUGUGGUAUUUGUUUCAUUCAGCAGCGAUUUUUCUUCGUAGAUAGAAACACAUAUUCUUUGAUAUUAAACGUUUUGAAAUUGUA
Molecule: messenger RNA, 10358 nt
Organism: Mercenaria mercenaria
Lineage: Eukaryota; Metazoa; Mollusca; Bivalvia; Venerida; Veneridae
Exons: 9
Coding region: 196-7950 (2584 amino acids)
Source: RefSeq, a predicted model, not a curated record